AUGGGAGCUGUUACUACACCAAGUUAUUCGUUAAUUUCAACCAUUGCAAAGUAUUUUUUAAUUGUUUUUCUUAUUGGCAAUUAUAAGGUGUUGCCGCUUAAAUGGUCGUUACAUUUUUACUAUUAUGUGGCCAAAUAUUUAAUCAUUAUUCCAAGGUUGGAAAAGAAGAAAAACAAGAAUAAUAAUAAUAAUAAUAAAGAAAUUAAGCAUAUUGUGGAGAAAAAAAAUGAAGAAAAUAAUUUGGAGGAUGAGAAUAAGUCAAUUAGUGGUCAAUCGUCAAGUAUCAAUGUUAGUGCAGCAUCAUCUACUGUUUCGCUAACUCCAGCUCCACAACUUAUUCCAGCAGCACAAGCACAUACAUUAUUUAGUUCAGAUCAUUCAAUUCGUGGGCUUUAUUAUGCUAAUGAGUAUUGGAGUCGUGCAGUUGCUAUGGAAUGUGAUUUAAAUGGACAUAAGAGUAAUUCGACAUAUUUUACAGAUUUGGAUUUAGCAAGAUCAGAUUUAUUGCUUGAUAUUUUCCGGGAUUCCUUUUUAUAUUACCGUGCUCGGGAUGGACGGUAUCCUUAUGUUCCAUUAGGAUCUGUGGCAUGCAUAUUUAAGCGAGAGAUUAAGCCAUAUCAAAAGUAUGUUGUUCGGUCACGGGUACUUGGGUGGGACCGGAAGUGGAUGUUUGUUGUAUCACGGUUUGAGUUUGCACCAUCGAAUAAUAAUAAGAAUAAUAAUAAUAAUAAUAAAGGACAAAAUAAUGAGCAGAGGGGGAAACUUGCAGCAGUGGGAUUAUCAAAGUAUGUUUUCAAGUUGGGUCGUAAAACCUUGCCUCCUGAGGAAUUUUUGAGUCAUUCGAAAGAGUCUUUAGGGUUUAGUGAGAAGGAUAUUGAGCGUGGUAGGAUGGAGUUUGGGUAUGCUAAGGGGAUGAUUGAAGCGGAAGCAACAUUAGAUUUGGAGUUGUAA
This is a messenger RNA of Magnusiomyces paraingens, 951 nucleotides long. RefSeq lists its product as uncharacterized. The record is from RefSeq and is a predicted model, not a curated record. The transcript has a single exon. NCBI's taxonomy places the organism in Eukaryota, Fungi, Ascomycota, Dipodascomycetes, Dipodascales, Dipodascaceae. The coding region runs from base 1 to 951 and encodes 316 amino acids.